AGGCUCCCUCUUUUCUUCUUAUUCUUGUUGUUGAUCUGGUGAGAGGGAGGCGAUCAUGGGGAGGGGCAGAGUCGAGCUGAAGCGGAUCGAGAACAAGAUCAACCGGCAGGUCACCUUCGCUAAGAGGAGGAACGGGCUGCUCAAAAAGGCCUACGAGCUGUCCGUGCUGUGCGACGCUGAAGUUGCUCUCAUCGUCUUCUCCAACCGUGGGAAGCUCUAUGAGUUCUCCAGCAACUCCAACAUGUUGAAGACGCUAGAGAGGUAUCAAAAGUGCAGCUAUGGGGCACCAGAAACAAAUAUAAUAUCAAGGGAGACUCAAACUAGUCAACAAGAGUAUCUGAAACUUAAGACACGUGUUGAAGCAUUACAGCGAUCACAAAGAAAUCUUUUGGGCGAAGAUUUGGGGCCACUUACCAUCAAGGAACUUGAACAACUGGAGCGACAACUUGAUGUAUCAUUAAGACAAAUAAGAUCUACCAGGACACAAUACAUGCUUGACCAACUCACAGAUCUGCAGAGACGGGUACCAAUUAAUGCAUUGUGUAGUUAUCUGAAAAUAAUAUUUUUAUAUGUUAUCUUGACAAUUAGUAACGAGGCUGUUGAUCCUCAGGAACAAAUGCUUUGUGAAGCUAAUAAAGCUCUGAAGAGAAGGUUGGAUGAAAGCACUCAAGCCAAUCAACAACUGUGGGAUCCAACUGCUCAUGCUGUAGCUUAUGGCCGUCAGCAGCCCCAACCACAGGGUGAUGGGUUCUUUCAACCCAUAGAAUGUGAACCUACUCUACAGAUCGGGUACCACCCUGAUCAAAUGGCACUUGCCGCCACAACACCAGGGCCAAGUGUUAGCAACUACAUGUCUGGUUGGAUUGCAUAAUCAAACUAGCUAAAUCUAAUUCGCAUCUCUGCGCUAAGUAGUGUUUUGUAUGUUAGCAAACCUUUGCGUCAACUAUAAAUUUCUAUGGUUCCUCAUUGGCUAGUAUCUUGUCUGUCGCUAUUAGACACAAGAAAACUACAAUGUCUAUAAGCCAAUGAUUAUGAAUUGCUAUGAUCUUCCACGAAGGAACAUUUGCAAUGUACGUAUGCUUUUACUAUUCUUAUUAGCAAGAAAUAACUACUUCAUGUAGAAAGAA
Zingiber officinale is the source of this 1127-nucleotide messenger RNA. Its product is annotated as agamous-like MADS-box protein MADS4. Lineage: Eukaryota; Viridiplantae; Streptophyta; Magnoliopsida; Zingiberales; Zingiberaceae. Gene Ontology annotation, molecular function: RNA polymerase II cis-regulatory region sequence-specific DNA binding; protein dimerization activity; DNA-binding transcription factor activity, RNA polymerase II-specific. The record is from RefSeq and is a predicted model, not a curated record. Gene Ontology annotation, cellular component: nucleus. The coding region runs from base 56 to 871 and encodes 271 amino acids. The transcript is spliced from 7 exons. Gene Ontology annotation, biological process: positive regulation of transcription by RNA polymerase II.